Neodiprion fabricii is the source of this 8257-nucleotide messenger RNA. Its product is annotated as toll-like receptor 6. Gene Ontology annotation, molecular function: protein binding. The coding region runs from base 759 to 4424 and encodes 1221 amino acids. The record is from RefSeq and is a predicted model, not a curated record. The transcript has 2 exons. Lineage: Eukaryota; Metazoa; Arthropoda; Insecta; Hymenoptera; Diprionidae. Gene Ontology annotation, cellular component: extracellular matrix. Gene Ontology annotation, biological process: signal transduction.
AGAGUUCUGGCGGUUCUGGUGGUUCUGGCGGCACCGUCGACCCGGUCGGACGGGAGAGUUGGAACAGCCAGCAGUCUCCUGCCGCGCGUCGGGAUGAACGGUCGCGUCGUCAGAGCACAGCCUCGCCGAGAUGUUAAUGGAGCCAGACGUACCUCGUAGGUGUCACUGAUCCGUCGGUUGUGGGAAUGAUAAAUUAUCGCGGCGAUUAGCGCCGGCCUGGAGUUGAUGAUCGGGCGACUGUGCCUCGCGAAUCAUGAGAAUACCCUCGUCGAGGAGAUUUGCUGAAUCGCCCGCGGUGAGAAGGGCCGACGAGGACGAAUGACAACUUUGAACCACCCUGGUUUUUGGAAGGCUUAGAGGAGAGGGAACUCGCCCCGAGAUCACGGGAUUAAUGCUGUCGACUUCGAAUCUUCGGAGUACAGGGAAAGUUGGCAAGGAUUUCGAGUCUUGAUUCGGGUAUCCGUUAUCUACGGAUAACAUUCGCUGCUGAGAGAAAAUGUUCGGUUUUGUGGCAUACGGAUCGUUAUUUCUAUUACUCGGUCAUACCGGGCUUCUUUGCUUUCGCGAUCUACAGCAGCGACUCUGGCAUUGACGCGGAACGUAUUUUCUAAUCCGAAGUGAACUACUCGGGCCGGAUUCGAAGCUUAGGAUAGUGCGAUUCUUAACCAAUUUCCUUUUUCAAAGUUAUGUUUCGAUUUGCUCUCAUCAACGGAAGACAAUCGAGCACCGGCUGACACGGUGCGCGACUCGUGUUCGAAAUGCGGGAAAUUGUGAUGAAAAUGAUGCUUUUUUGGGUGAUCAGGAUAUUGGUUAGCUACAACACGGCCGUGUGCUUCGCGUUGUUCGUCGGCGAGGCCGCCGCGGAGCCUCUUAGAUAUGCUGCGCCGGAGGACUGUGCAUGGCACUCGCAUAAUUCGGAGGACGAAGUUUCGCUGACCUGUUCGCUUCGCUCGAUAAACAGUGAGUUUGACACGACGAACUUUAGCCUGAUACCGAGCGAACAUACCGCCGUGCUGAAAAUAGAAUGCGACACCAGUAUUCAGACGAAAAGCUCACUUAGCGAGGACAGCUUUGCCCACCUUCACAAACUCCGCGAGCUUCACUUGGACGGAUGCAAACUUGCCAACUGGCCCGCGGGCGCUCUUAACGGUCUGAGAAAUUUGCGGAACCUCGCCAUCAGGACGCGGAACAACGAUUAUCCUGCCUUUAGCUUGGAACUAUUCCCGGACGCGUUCGCCGUCACGCCUCAUAUAGAAAAAUUGGACCUAGCCUCAAACAACAUAUGGUCCUUUCCGGACCGUCUGUUUUGCCCCCUGUCGGCGUUGGUAUAUUUGAAUGUGUCUGGCAACAGAUUACAGGAUGUCACGGAGCUCAAUUUUCGGGAGACCAGCGAACCCCAGCCGCAAUCAUUGGUCGCCGACUCCGAGGAACCGCCGACGAGUUCGACCUCGUGUUCCCUGGACAUUCAAAUCCUUGACGUUUCCUCGAACCACCUCAUCGUGCUUCCUUCGAAAGGAUUUUCCACUCUGAGACGGUUGAAGGAAUUGCGCCUCGCGAGGAACGAGAUCAAUAUGGUCGACGACAAGGCGCUAUUCGGUCUUCGGAGCCUUGAGAUAUUUGAUCUGUCAGACAACAGGGUUGUCGCCCUGCCCGCCGAGUUGUUCAGAGACACGGCCAACACUAUCAAGGAAAUCCACUUGCAGAAUAAUUCACUGAGUGUUCUCGCGCCCGGUUUGUUUGCCGACUUAAAACAGCUCGUCGCGUUAUACUUGUCCAGGAAUUCACUGACCAGUGCUUGGUUCAGCUCGACCACGUUUUCGGGUCUGAUUAGAUUGGUUCUGCUGGAUUUGUCGAGGAACAAAAUAGCCACGCUGGACCCGGCGCUCUUCAAGGAUCUGUACACCGUCCAGAUUUUGAAUUUGCAAAAUAACAAGCUCGAAACCAUACCUGCGGACACGUUUUCGCCGAUGAGUAACCUGCACACUCUCGUGCUGAAAAAUAAUCGCCUGACUUACCUGGAUGCCUACUCAUUGAACGGACUAUUCGCGCUGUCUUUGCUGGCUCUUGACUCGAAUCACAUCGAAGGGAUACAUCCGGACGCAUUUCGAAACUGUUCCAGUCUCCGCGACCUAAAUUUGUCGGGUAAUAACUUGGACAGCAUACCGGCAGCUCUGAAGGACAUGCGGAUGCUGCGAACGAUAGAUCUGGGCGAAAAUCAGAUAAAAAGACUGGUUGAUCCGGGGUUUAAGGGUAUGUCUAGUUUGUACGGAUUGAGAUUAAUUGGAAACGAAAUAGCGAACGUCACGAAAGCAGCUUUCGCCGAGAUGCCGGCCUUGCAAAUAUUGAACCUCGCUAGGAAUAAAAUCGAGAGAGUGGAGAGCGGUGCUUUCGGGGAGAGUCCAGCGCUUCAGGCUGUUCGUCUAGACGCGAACUUCAUUCGGGACAUGAGCGGUAUAUUCAUGAACGCUCCGGGUCUGCUGUGGCUGAACAUGUCCGACAACGCAAUCGAGCACUUCGAUUACACCCUGCUUCCGCGGGAGUUGCAGUGGCUCGAUAUGCACAAGAACAAAAUUUCCGACCUGGGCGUCGCCCCGCCGGGACUCCGGAUCCAAACCCUGGACGCAUCCUUUAAUCGAAUAACCAAGAUUCCGGCCAAUUCUUUGCCCGAAUCUAUAGAGCUACUCUUCCUCAAUGACAAUCUCAUCCACAGUGUUGAACCGCACACGUUCGUGGCUAAGGUGAACCUCACCAGGGUCGAUUUGUAUGCAAACCAGAUCGUGAGCAUGGAACUGUCGGCGCUGCAACUCGCCCCGGUGCCACCCGAUAGAGCUUUGCCAGAGUUUUACGUUGGCGGAAAUCCUUUCCAGUGUGACUGCACCAUGGAGUGGCUGCAGAGGAUAAACGCGUUAACUUUACGCCAGCAUCCGAAAGUUAUGGAUUUGGCAUCGGUGUACUGCCGGCUUCCUUACGAUAGGCGAAAGUCGUUCGCACCGCUUCUCGAAGCAUCGCCGUCUCAGUUUCUCUGCACCUACAAAACGCACUGUUUCGCUCUCUGCCACUGCUGCGACUUCGACGCCUGCGACUGCGAGAUGACUUGUCCUACGAAUUGUACCUGCUACCACGACCAAUCGUGGUCGGCGAACGUCGUCGACUGUUCGCGGUCCGGCUACACCAACUUGCCAGGACGUCUGCCCAUGGACGCUACCGAGGUCUACUUGGACGGCAACGAGUUCGGAGAGCUGACGUCGCACGCCUUCAUUGGACGAAAGAACUUGCAGGUUCUCUACGCCAAUAACAGCAACAUCGUGUCCAUUCACAACCACACGUUCAGCGGACUGAAGCGGCUGGUUGUGCUUCAUCUUGAAAAUAACAAGAUAAUCACGCUGAGAGGAUUGGAGCUGGCCGCUCUGGCCGGCCUCAAGGAACUGUACUUACAAAACAACCUCCUGGUUCAUAUCGAUAACGGGACUUUCCUCCCGCUGAGAGAACUGGAGGUUCUGCGGCUGGAGAACAAUCGGCUAACGACAUUCGCAGUCUGGCAGCUAGCCCAGAACCCUUACCUGGUGGACAUCGGGCUCGUUAAUAAUCCCUGGAGCUGCGAGUGCGGGUAUUUAGGCCGCUUCAGGGAAUGGGUCUCCGUUCAUAAGGCCAAGAUUACCGAUCUAGCCCGCGUCUCUUGCGCGCUGGGGUCGCCCCUUGGUAUUCACGGAAACUCUUCGGUGAUAAAUUGCGCCGCGUUGUCCGGUGCUACUCCCGCCAUUGAGACACGCCCUCUCGAGGGCUACCUUCCUCUUCUGCUGGCGUCCGCGGCGUUAUUCUUCGCGCUGAUCGGACUCGUCUGCGGAGCCCUGAGACACAGGCAGACCCUCAGAGCCUGGGCUGCGGGCAGAUGCGGCCUGAGAGCCUGCUACAAGACCGCCGCCUUCGAGGAGAGCGACAGACCCUUCGACGCGUAUAUCUCGUACUCGGCGAAGGACGAGGCGUUCGUAUCGAGGUCCCUUGCCCCCGGCCUCGAAAUGUCCUACAGACUCUGUCUCCACUACCGCGACCUCGGCUCAGGUUCGAGUGUCGCCGAUGCCGUAAACGAGGCGGCCGACUCCUCGCGACGAACCAUCCUCGUUCUGUCGAGAAACUUCAUCCAUGGCGAAUGGGCGAGAUUUGAGUUUAAAGCAGCGCUCAGAAGCAUCCUCAGGGACAAAGGACGCUCGGUUAUCUUUCUACUGGUUGGUGGUGUUAGUCCCCAGGAUCUCGACUCGGAUUUGCGGAAGCGAAUUGCCUCCCACACGGUCGUCGCCUGGGGCGAGAAACUCUUCUGGCAAAAGCUCAGAUUCGCAAUGCCUGAUCCACCCGCCUCACUGGUUACCUUAGACAGGGGACUUCCUCCGCCGCCGCUCCCUCCGCCGCCGCAUCACCUGUGGGCGUAGCGGAUGUUUCAGUGCAGCCGAGAACUCUGGCCGUUGGAACGAUUGGAGCUGAGCUGCAGCUAUCACAUGAUCCGCCGGGAUAUCCUGAAUCCGAAUAUAUCCUCGGACGAGUACGAAGACCUCGGCAAAGAAUCGCCCUGUGCAAGGUUCUGCGAAAGUGGAUAUUGAAAUUGGCCCCUAUUCUCAUAUCCGGGGGUCAUUCGGGGACCGAGCAAAUCAGCCCGAGCCUCAAAUUCUGCAGCGAAUAAAAAGACAUGACUGAGGAAGCUGAGGAUUCGUAUCGAAUAAUGAUAUAACAUAUUGACGCGAAUGUUCGUGUUAUUGUAAAAAGAGAAAGACGCAAAUGAACUUCUUGAUAUAGAUACUGAACGAGCUGCUUGUAGUUGGAGUUAUUCAAUUAAUAACAGUAGCUUAAUCGAUCCAUGUAAAUAAUACAUUACGUACCACCAAGGGUACGUACAUUUAUACGUAACUAACAAAAAUUGUCAAAUUUCUACGUCUCGCUUGUUGUUAAUUGAUAUUUAUUCUAAUUGACGACAAGUCCAAAUGUAAUAAAUAUCAUCUCUGUACAGCUUCAUGUCUGGACUGUUUGAGCUCGCGGAGCUUGCUGUUUGCGAGUAAAUAUUCAUCCCAACCUUUGCAGUGAAAUAUUUUAGAAAUACGGUAUGAGAUUACGGCUUGUACCUUCUUUAUUAUUGUGGGUUUUUGUUCGAUCACUGUUCACUGGAUUAUGUUUAAUCAUAUUUGAAUGACCAGAUCGAACCGCAAUAGCUAUUUCAGGGUGAACACAAGUAAAAGGGUAUUCUAAUUAAUCACUGAACUGAAAACUUCUCUCAAAUUCAAUUUGUCUCGUAUAUUGAAGUAUUGUCGCUUGAAUAUAGGAAUAAUUUAGGUAUGAUUUCAUUUUUGGCAAAAGCGGAUAAAAGUAAUUUACGAUUUCGUUCGUGAAAUUUAUCGGUACAGGUUACCACUGGGUCACUCUUAAUGGUAUGCGCAGUGCUUUGUGGUGUACAGUAAAUACUGCAAACGCAUUUACCGUCAGUGGUUGAACAGUUCCAGUAGUUUCGUGAUUUUGGCACGGCUAAUUUAAAUCCCAUUUGGAAUAUCUGACGUUCAACGUUUUACAAUUAUUUAUGAUUUAAAGGCGCGCAGUUAUCUAAAUUUGACCUAUAUCUCAAAUUACACUAGCAGCACUACUCGCAAUCACGUCUACAAAACAUCUAUCUGAUAGAAACACGAAACUCCCAAUCAGAUUGCAAUCUAGUGACAGAAUUACGGUAGAUCUUGAUUGUCAAACUACAUAGCACAAUGCCAUUCCGUAUCACGCUGAUUGGACAUUCAUGCAAAAGGUCAUGCUAAUCAAUUAGGAAUUUUACCGAAAAGGAUGCUAUUUUCGUUAUUUUCAAUUCUGUGGUAUCUGUUAUCAAUCAUCGGAACAAUCAGUUGUAGUCGAUGAUAUUGCGUUGAAUACUUUCUAAUCAUUAUUUUUUACAUAUUCCGUAAUUGUAAGACAUCGAUUUGGUGCAAGACGUGAACCUCUUUUCAAAAAUAUUGAGCACUCAACUGACUUCAACAGUUAAAGUUACUGCAGUCGGGCAACUUCGAAUUACAAUUCUAAGUUGAAACGAUCUCUUUUGUCUAUCUUUCAAUAUCACGAAAACUACUCCGUGACUAGUAUAUAUACUAUUUUAGCGGUGCGGUAUAAAGAGAUAUUUUGAUAAUAAAUUUUAUAUAUCUGUUGUCAAGUCAGUGAAAUUCUUGAGAUACGUCUAGCGAAGAAAAAAAAAAGUGAAAAUCAGUUCGAUUCCGGUAAUCAGACAUGUUAUUUGACAUUAGUGAUAUUUACACGUACUGAUAUAGUUUGCUGAUAAGAGUAAAUAGAUUAGAGAGUGUCAAACACGCAUAAUGAUUUAAUACCCCGGUAAAACUUAUUCACUUUGGAAUACUCCGAUCAAAUGAAGACUACGUAUUAUUCAAUACUAUAAGAUGUAAUAUAAUUAUAGUGUAAAAAAGACAAUGUACAUAUUAUAUUAUACCUACCCCGAACACUAUCAGCUUUCAGUAUCCAGAAUGAUCGACGAUAGAGGUAGAUAAAGAAAAUUUGAGCCAGACUCCAACGAUUCGAAAAAUGAUAUUUUGUAGAUGUUAGACGCAACCCGUAAAGAAUAUUAGUGAUAAUUUUGAAAUGUUAACCUUGACAUAAUAGUUUUUAUAUUCAACUUAUAGGCAUAAAAUACGAUGAUAUCUUGACAAGUGUGUAAUUUAUCGAUGAAUGAAUGAAAUACUCACCCACAAUACUCAGUGCCUGCUUAUUUACGUCUAAUAGAAAUUCAAUUUGUCUUAUGAUCGACGAUGGAUAUUCACGAAACUUCGAAAGACAACGAUAACACUGCUUCAUUCAUAUCACAGUGAUAACACCUUGCUGUUAAAUUUACCGUUGAAAAAUUCGAGGCCUCGCGCAGUUAGACGACAAUUGUUGCUUCUUCGUUUACAUACAGACGUAAAAUAUUCAAGUGGAAAUAAAUACCAUAAUGUGUACACGAUUACAGUAAAGCGUGAGCCGUAGUUUCCCCAUAUGUAGUUUGAUAUUCGAUUCUGCAAUCCCCGCACUUACGUCUAAACAGCCGCGUUACACGUUUUCCGAUUUAUCGACAAGAUAACAAAUAUAUGCGCGAUCUCGUCUUCUGGCUGUAUAGCGGUGGGCGAUACGGUGUACUUGAAUUAUAAGAUUAAAGGGAUGAAAAACGAGCUUCUAUAUUUUCCGUGCAAUGUAAUUAAAAAAUGGUUAAAGGUUUAUAGGAAGGAUGGAGUAAAAACAAAGCGAAUAUAAAUGAUGUUUGUAAAUAUUUGUUGUCAUGCAUAAAACUUAUUAGUUAUACGGGGUGAUCGGAAAAAGAUGGCUGGUUUGAUUUUCGGGAAAAUUUUGGCCGAUUCAAACCAUUGUAACACAGUAACGUCGUUUACGUCAUUCGCUUAUUUUUAUAGCCUGUACGGUGAGCUAUGAUGAAUUUAAACGUAAGCCUGAUUCUCGUUCACCCGGUAUAACAAAAGCGUAUGAUUAUAAAACUUUUAUUGUUCUCACUGCUCUUUAACGUCUCAAAUAUUUAAUUACUGCUAUAAGCUAUAGUAGUACAUAUAUGUAUAGAAAAUGUUAUCAUGCAAAUUAGUAAUCCUAUCACGUAAGAACCAAAGAAAAAAAAUUGUCUUUGUAUAUUUAAUCUGAACGCAAUGUGUAUAUAAUAGAGUAAAUAAGAUCUGACAUAAAUUUCAAAAAAUUCCCAGUGUGCGAUUUCAACACAUUUUUCAAAGCUCCGCUGGGAAAACGUUUUUUUUUCACUCCUCACAUCUGCGUUCGUUGCAACUUACCGCUUCAAUCACUUUAAUGUUGUUACCGUUCACGUGGCUUUUUUCAACAUCGAAAUUGUACAUAUAUAACGUAAUACGCGUUGUACUAUUAUCAUUAUUAUCAUUAUUAAUAUUAGGACUUGUACCGACUGAAUACUCAUCGAUGUAUCCAUUAAUCUGUAACGGUGUGUAUGUACGUAUGAAAAAAGAAGAAGAAACGUCAGAGUUCAUAGAAUUGAGAAGUCAUGAACUUCAAUCACACUUUUCUUUCUUACAAAACCGUCACGACGUUGUGCACUAAGCAACUGAUUUAAGAUGCACACGCAUCGUUGUAUCUCACAGGAAGCAAUUACAUGAAAAUCAAUUCCUAUUGCGUGAAUAAUUUAGCCUUGCUCAUUUAGUCGACCCGUAUUAAUAUUGUAUUGUAAAGUAAUGUAACACGAUUCACGACAAAUAAUAAAGAUUUCUAGUUAUUACUUGAUUUCUAA